UAGGCCCCAAAGGCCGAACGCGAACUCUUCAGGCCAUUGGCCCGAGUCUCGGCGAAGCUGGCGCCGCGGUUGGUGAGCCUAGAGGUCAGUCAGAGUCAGAGCCAGGGUCAAAUAGGGAGAAAUGGCGACGGAGCCAGGCCGUGGGCCCAUCUUUGGAACAAGAUCGGGGAACUACAUUCCUGCCUCACGCUUCAGCUUAGUUGGAGCUUGAGAUCCUGAAAGUCUCCUGGACAGCAGCCUUGCAGAGAAAAUAUUUUGACUGUGGCAUCUAGACAUCUCCCAUCUCCCCCAUGGCCCUGACAAUGCUGAAUGAGCUCUUGAUUGAGGACCCAAACCCACCUAUGCUGCUGUAUCAGGUUAGCAAGACUGCUCAGUUAGAUACCCUCAACUACCAGAGCUGCUUUAUGCAAGGUGUCUUUGCCCAUUUCCCUGAGAUCUUAUUUAUCCACCGGACCUAUAACCCAAUGGGCAAGGUGCUAUAUACCUUCCUGGUAGAUGGACCUCGGGUGCAGCUGGAGGGUCAUCUCGCCCGGGCAGUCUACUUUGCCAUUCCUGCCAAAGAGGAUGCUGAGGGCCUGGCCCAGAUGUUCCAGGUGUUCAAGAAGUUUAACCCAGCAUGGGAGAGAGUCUGUACCAUCCUGGUGGAUCCUCACUUCCUCCCCUUGCCCACCCUUGCUAUGGAGUUUCCCGCGGCCGAGGUCCUGCUCUCAGCCUUCCACAUCUGUAAGUUCCUCCAGGGCAAGUUCUAUCAGCUGUCACUUGGACAGCCUGUGGAAAGGGUGCUCCUUACUUCCCUGCAGAGCACGAUGUGCUCAGCCACAGCUGGCAACCUAAGGAAGUUGUAUACACUCCUGAGCAGCUGCAUCCCUCCUACCCAGCUGCCCGAGCUCCACUCACACUGGCUGCUCAACGACCGCAUCUGGCUGGCCCACCGCUGGAGAAGCCGAGCUGAGAGCAGCCGCUACUUCCAAGGCCUGGAGGUCACCACCCGCGUCCUCAGCCAGUUCUUCGGCACUACCCCAUGCGUGGAACAAGGCAUGGUCUCUCUGCUCCGAUACAUGCACCAGAACUCUGGAGACAAGGCAAGUUUUAGCCUGGGCCUGAGUCCCCAGAACAAUCAUGCCGCCUUAGACGUCAGCCCCGAAAGCCCCAAAGUGGAGCAGCUAGUAGAAGCCCGCAUCCAGCACUCCCUCAAUGCCAUCUGCACGGGGCCAGCUGCCCAGCUCUGUCUGGGUGAACUCGCUGUGGUCCAAAAAUCUGUGCACCUCAUUGGCUCCGGUUCAGAAAAGGUGAACAUCCAGAUCCUGGAGGACACCCAUAGGGUGCAGCCCCAGCCCCCUGCCAGCUGCAGCUGCUACUUUCACCAGGCCUUCCACCUGCCCUGCCGCCACAUCCUAGCCAUUCUCAGUGCCCACCACCAGGUGCUCCAGCCCGACAUGCUGCCAGCUCAGUGGACAGCAGGCUGUGCUGCCAGUCUAGACAACAUCCUGGGCAGCAAGUGGAGUGAGACACUGGAUAAGCACUUGGCCGUGGCUCUCCUCACCGAGGAGGUGGGUCAGCUCUUGCAGCACUGCAGCCAGGAGGAGUUUGAACGGAGGUACAGCACCCUGCGGGAACUGGCGGACAGCUGGAUCGGCCCUUAUGAGCAGGUUCAGCUCUGAUUACCCUAAAUGCCCAGAGAUGUUCAUACACACGUACACACUCACACCCACCCACCCACACACAACACACACACACACACUAUUAUACUCCUGCGGGCCCUCUUCCCAGGAAAGGACAAGGGUCUUCUACUACAGCGUGCUACCUAAAAUGUGUCUAGUUCCCUAAGACGGGAGUCAGCAAACCUUUUUUGUAAAGGGCCUGGCAAUAAAUAUUUUAGACUUUGCUGACCACA
Molecule: messenger RNA, 1894 nt
Organism: Canis lupus familiaris (dog)
Lineage: Eukaryota; Metazoa; Chordata; Mammalia; Carnivora; Canidae
Gene: ZSWIM1
Product: zinc finger SWIM-type containing 1
Exons: 2
Coding region: 291-1661 (456 amino acids)
Molecular function (GO): zinc ion binding
Source: RefSeq, a predicted model, not a curated record